This is a messenger RNA of Thlaspi arvense, 1182 nucleotides long. The record is from the annotation of a GenBank genome assembly. Lineage: Eukaryota; Viridiplantae; Streptophyta; Magnoliopsida; Brassicales; Brassicaceae.
AUGAAGGCAAUUUUGUGUUUGUAUUUUCUGUUUGUCGCGGUCGCAUGUCGUCGGGACAGGGGAAAAAUCUUCGACGUCCGAACCUAUGGUGCCAAAGGCGACAGCAAAACUGAUAAUGCUGAUGCUUUCAUGAAAGCGUGGAGAGAUGCAUGCGCACAAAAUGGAAAAAGCACAAUAUACAUAUCGAAAAAAACGUUCUAUAUGAGUGAUGUUACAUUUAAGGGACCAUGCAAAGGUAAAAUUGUGUUCUUCGUCACUGGAACCUUACUUGCUCCUGCGGAUGCCAAAAAAAUCAAACAAGACGCUUGGGUCCAUUUCCAGUACGUCGACAAUCUCGUAGUCUCCGGCGGUGGAACUAUCGACGGCCAAGGAAGUAACUCUUGGUCCUCCAAUUCCAAUAUCCGCGCAAUGAAUAGUAAAUUACUACCUGCGAACAUGAAAUUCGAUUACGUGAGAAACUCAACAAUCAGAGGACUAAAAUCACUCAACAGCAAAGGGGAACACUUAAGCUUUUUCGCCGUCGAUCACUUCAACAUCAUCCGCGUCAAUAUAACGGCUCCCGGAAACAGCCCCAACACCGACGGAAUCAAGAUCGGUUUUUCCAGCAACAUGAAGAUUUGGGACAGUCACAUCGGUACAGGAGACGAUUGUAUUGCGAUCCUCGCCGGUAACACUAAUUUCGAUAUCCAUGGCAUCACUUGUGGUCCCGGACAUGGAAUCAGUGUCGGAAGCUUGGGAAAGUUCAAACAAGAGAAGAGCAUCCAUAGUUUUGUGGUUAGGGACACGGUUUUUACCGGAACAACCGACGGUAUAAGGUUCAAGACAUGGGAUUCGUCGGUUGCGGACCUCACCGUUUCGGAUUUCUGGUACGAGAAUAUCCAGAUGGUUGAUGUCAAACAUCCUAUCAACAUCGAGCAGAACUAUUGUCCCCGUCCGCCCUGCGCCAAAUUGGGGGGCUCUCACGUUCAGAUCAGAAACGUGACGUUUAAGAACAUUUGGGGAACGUCGGGAACCAAAGAGGCUGUGAAUUUUCAGUGUAGCAAAAGCUUUCCUUGCAAAGGUAUUCAUCUAAUUGACAUAAAUUUAACAAACCGUGGCCCUGGAGGUCCAGCCAUCGACUUGUGUGAGAACGUUCAAGGUUCUGCUCGUGGCAAGAUGGUUCCUCCGAGCUGCCUGAAGUGA